CUGUAAUAUCGCUUAAAAACGGUAGAUACAUGGCCUAUGCAAUUAGGCUAAUUGUUGGUUCACCUGCCAGGUGUGUGGUCCUCACCCAGUCAAAAUGGCAGCUGAUAAGACAAUGGCAGCUGAUACAACAAACAAAAAAAUUAUUUUGGAAUUAUAAAUUAACUUUACAAAUGCACAAGAACCUUGUUUAUCGAAUCACAAUUAUGAACGAUGAAAGAGUUACCUGGUAUGUUCAAAACUGAGUGUCAGGAUCGCCACUUCUGGCUGUCAGUCAAGUCUAGCCUCCUUGGUCAGAAGUUUAGGUUUGAUGUUGAAGGUGAGUGUGGUGCCCACACCCUCUCAGGCAUGGGGGCUGCAGAAUGUGGCUACACCAUGGUGCUGGACUCCUGGGGGGACCUGGUCCUCCGUGCUUCCUACCUGGCUUGUCAUGUACACAAUGAGGUGAUUACUACUAUCAGUAUCUGGAAGCCACAGUUUGGGGAUUCAUAAUGAAUAGGGGGGGAUCAUGGAGGAGCCUCUACAGAACUAAGACCAUCAACUUUUAAUUAAAGACACUGCUUUCCGAAUGCUGGUGUGGUUUGUGAACAGAGAUGUUGACGGUGAGGAUAUGUCCUACCCUCUCCAGCUGACCUGCCAGCCAUGGAAUCCCCGGGAGAUAGUCUGUGAAGAGAACUAUAUGGAGGUGUCUGCCAUAAAACGGGUCCCUCCUGCCAACCACAAGGGUCUGGAAUGGAUGACACCACCACCUGUGGUGCAUAUUUCCUUUUGCACAGAGAGGCCAACAAGAGGGCCAUUCAUGAUUUCAAGUGCUUUCCACUGAUCAAAUACACAUCUUGUAGAUGUAUAUUUUAUCUGUUGGUCAAAAUAAAAUUCAAUUCAAUAGUGUUUUGUUGUUCCUAUGGCUCCCGCCUCGCCUACAUCCUACAGGAGAAAGGUAUCGAGGUGGAGGUGGUCAGUGCCACCAUUCUUUACAAACACCACUGGACACUUCUAAGAGUGGACGCCUCGGUUGCUUGCACCACAAACAAGGCCUCCAUGGAUGGGAAGCACAUUCUGUGGAGGUUCCCCAAGUUGCUGUCCACCCUGGUGCAGCCCCCCUUCAGAGACAAGGGCCUGACGGUGGGAGUGGAGGGACGCUACCUGAGUGACUGUGUGGCCCGUCAGCGAGGAUAUGACAUACAGGAACAGGAUGGAGCUGUGGAGAUUUUUCCUCCUGCAGAAACCAAUCCCUCUGAGGGACAGUUCUCUGUGUCACUGGGCUUGUUCCCCCAUGACGUGUCUCUGUCCAACAUCACCGUGGGGGACCAGUCCAUGGCAGAGCAGCUAGGGGUUUACCUCUCACAGGUCCCCUUCCCCAAUGGCACCCAUGCCUACCUACUGAAGACCCCCUUCUCACACCAUCUGGUCUCCCAGAAGUAUCUUGGGCAGGGGUACAGGAGGUACAGUCUGGCAGUGACCUUCACUCUUUCCAUCUCCCCCCACGCUGACCUGUACCAUCACCCUGCCACCGUGGAGGCUGUCCUACAGGAUGUUGUCCUGCCCAGAGUGGAGGGGGGGUGCUCUGAUAAAGGGGUGCGUCUGCAGCUGCACUACGGAAACAUGGACACCCAGUGGGAGGUGUACGUGGGGGGUCGCAGGCUGGACUGGGAGCUGGUGGAGAUGGGCGACUACGCCCUGGAGACCAGACAGGACUACUUCAGUAUGGUGAUCCCUCUUUACGGCCUUGGCAUGGCCAACAAAGUGUGGGGACUAAACCAGUUUAGCUGGUCUGAGUUUGCAGGGGCUGGUGGUAACUGUGAGAAUGACACUGGAGAGACGGCCCUACAGGAGCACACCUUCACCCAGCGCUGUAUCUUCCUUGUGAAGGAACUACUGGCUCUGUCCAGCCGAUGGCUGCAGUGA
Messenger RNA from Oncorhynchus mykiss (rainbow trout), 1902 nucleotides. The record is from RefSeq and is a predicted model, not a curated record. Lineage: Eukaryota; Metazoa; Chordata; Actinopteri; Salmoniformes; Salmonidae.